AUGGCAGCGUCGUCGCAGGAAUGGGUCGCUCUGGUGGCUUGCUUGCAGUCACCGACAGAGCGGACCAAGCCGGGCGUGUGGCAAAAAGCACUGUCGGGACUGGCGCAGUUGCGGUUUCCUUUGCCCGGGGUGGAAGAGAAGGACGCUCGCUUCGUGCUGACCCUGUUUACGCCAGCCAAUCUGCAGGACGACCCCCGCCCCGCUGCCCACUAUUGCAAGUUUGUCACCAACAUCCUCUACCACCAGGACAACCUUGAACUUGAUGAGGGGGUGCUCGAGGGCAUCCUGGCGACGGUGGUUGGUAUUCUCCGCCGCUAUUCGCGCGGCCCCGAUGCCAACACAGAUGUCACUCUCCAUGGCCUCCGCGCGCUUUCCUCUCUUGUCUACGACUCCAUCAACGUCUCAGUCCAUUUGCGCGAGCAGCUCAUUGGCUCUUCUGGUUUGCUCGAGUCACUGGCAAGCAUCACCAACGACCAGCUGCAGGCCCGCCGACUUGCCAUCCAAUGCCUCGGCUAUGCUUGUGCCAACCUCCGCAAACAGCAGCUGACCUCACAACAUGCCUCCCUGCCUAAAGCCAUGAGCAUUUUUCGACGUGUGUUGAUUGAAAAUUUGCAAGCACCUAUGGAGGAGGUGGACCCUUACAUUCGUUACAAGCUUCUUUCCGCUGCUCUCAAGACUCUCCAGCACGUUGUCGACGUUGCAACCAACAUCCCAGAUGAGGAAGCCCUUUAUCUCUUGGCCACGGUGAAGGCCUUGAUGUUUUGCGACAUUGCAGCAGCCCAACAGGUGGCACGCCAUCCGGGCUCAUGGGUGGUAGAGGUUCGCUCGGGAUCUUCAACCAAGUUCUACGACCCGCUGGAGCGCUAUGCACCUCCCACACGGCAUGCUCAAAGUGUCGCUUGCGACGAAGCGCAGCUGCAGACGUGGCCUCCGAGCGCUAUCGCGCUCCUCAGCAGCAGCAGCGACGUGGUGAUGCGAACCGCCGCGAUUCGACGGGCCGAGGUGGCCCUGGAGCUGGCAGCUCAGCGACGAGUUCUGGCAACAAACAGAUGCGGCGCCGUCGUCGGCCACAAGGCUCAGCAGACCGCAGUGCUACGAAUGCUGCAGGCGUCUCCGAAUCAGAGCUGUCUGACGCGACACCCACAACGAACCAAGGCAAAAAGUAUGUUGCUGUUCAGGCAUGAGCUCGAGCUCUCAUUUUUGCACACGACACGAGCAUCUCAAUCUGAGCGCGCCAUUAGGGUUUCGGCCAGUCAAGUGCGGGCGGCAGCCACCGAGGCUGCCCACCACUUACUCCGCCGGUUGCCGGCUCGUCUCUUGCACGUGUACUGGCAAACCUUCAUUCCGGAUGCUAUCAUUGGAGCAGGGGCGGGCCCGUCCGCUCACGGCUCCUUGCUGGAGAGCCUGGAGUUGGAGGUUGCUCCGCAAGCUCAGCAAGCCACCCUGCAGUUGAUUGCAACCAUGAUCAAUCAGUCAAGCAAUUUGAUUAAAUCCGCAUCGAACCGACGCCGCGGCACAGCCUUUACGUCUUUGGCGGAAUCCUUUGCCAACAUGCUGUAUGGCUUGCACCGUGGCUUGGUUCAACUUCUGCAACGUGCCAACACGUUCCACUCGACUGUAGCCUGCAUCCGCUGCCUGGAGCAGCUCUUGGUCAUCGUCCCCUACGCCGCGCUGCAAGACGACUACGCAUCCCUCUUUGCCACUGCCGUUGCUGUUCUCCUUGAAUCAGCUGGCACGCCCCACGUACACCACAAUCUCGUUUCUACGGGCCUGCGCUUGCUGGCUAAUGUGUUUACCAGCCAGGUCGAUCAGUCAACCUUUGCGUCGCGUUUGCACGCACAACCCAUUGGUUCAGAUACAUUGUGGGGCCUCUUUUUGUCGAUGGCUGAGAACGAUUCUGACGUCGUUAACACCCAGCUUCAAGGCGAAGCCAUCCACACACUGAGCGCACAUGUAUGUGGCAGUCCAGCCGUCUCGUUGGACGCUAUGGAUCGCCACUUGAAACUGGUGGAACGGUUGACCAGCAGCAGCAGCGACGCUGCUCUAUUACUUCACACCGUCAAGCUGGCUGAGGACAUUUGCGUAGCCUUGCAGCGUACUUCGCUGAGCGAAUCUCAUCUGGAGCGGCAUUCGCCAACACUCUCUUCGGUUGUGUGCGAUGCAAUUGCUGCAGUGGGCGAGACAAUGUUUCAACGCCUUGAGGUAGGCUAUGACUACCGAGCCUACCCACCAGGUCCAGGCUGGAAACAGCGCCAUCUGCCAGCGCUGCUACUUGGGCUGAGUGAGCAUGAGCAACCAUCCAUUCGCGCGGCCGCGUGUCGUGCACUGGGCCAGUUGCUCAACUACAAUUGCUUGGCUGACGAUGGCUUGUUUGUCACCGACUGUCUCGAGACUCUGGUCAAGCGAUGCGAGGAUUCAGCUGUCGCAGUCACAGCGCGGGCUUCCUGGGCUCUGGGAAAUUUUGGGGAUGUCGUGCUCCGAAAGUUGAUGGGCUCCAAUGACUAUCGUUGCGAUUUCAUCUCCCAAGAUCUACGUACGGCCGUGAAUCAGCAAACCUGCAAAAUGCUCCGAUCUGCAAAGGACAAGAUGUUGCACGAGCUUGGCCAACUACUGCGCAAAGCCGCCAAGCAUGGCCCCGCCAAGGUGCGCUGGAACGCCUGUCGUGGGCUGGGUUGUUAUAUGGAUGCAUGUCAGCGCAGCGGUCUUCGCGAUGAGCGUCUCCAGAUGGUGGCUGCAGAUCUUGUGCACGAGCUCGUAGCCGUGUCCAACUACAAAGUGAAGACGUCGGUCGUCAACGCCUUUUGUUGGCCAGGCCACCGUUUAAACAUUGAUGGAUUCCCGGUCGACCUACUCAAGGUGGUGUGGGAGCACUGCCGCAAGCCGACCGAGGCAGCCGAGCAUCAGUAUCAACUCAAUCUGAAACAACGGGUACGUUGA
Messenger RNA from Monosiga brevicollis MX1, 2937 nucleotides. RefSeq lists its product as uncharacterized. The transcript has 21 exons. The record is from RefSeq and is a predicted model, not a curated record. The coding region runs from base 1 to 2937 and encodes 978 amino acids. NCBI's taxonomy places the organism in Eukaryota, Choanoflagellata, Craspedida, Salpingoecidae.